GGGGAAAAAAAAAUAAAUUCAAAUUUCCCCCUUCUUGUCGUCCUCCCACCUCUUUCUCUAAUUCCAUUUCCAUUCCCGCUUCGAUCUCCAACGGCGAAUGGCCGUCACGACCGACUCCGCUAGGGACGACGACGAGUGGGAGAUCUGCAACGACAAUGGCUUCGUCUACAAGCGCCGCCGCCGGCGGCGGACGGCGGCGGAGGCGGAGGAGGAGCGGCCGCCGCCGUCAGGCGAGACCGAGGCCGAGUUGAGGCGCCACCGGAGGGAUCGGCGACGGCGGUGCCUCCUCGGCCUCCGGGAAAAGUACCGGAGAGAGCUGGAACAGUGGGAGACCUUGUCCUUCACCUUGCUGGACUUGACCUCCCCCAUCCCCACCGCCCCCGCCGCUCCUCCUCCUCCUUCUCCGCCGCCACCUCCGCCGGAGCCUCCGGGCGGUGCUUUAGCGCCGUCGAUUGAUGAUCUUCUCUCUCAGGUGGAGUCUCAGGAAGCGAUUCUGCGGAAGGUAUCGGAAAUUUGCGACUCUGUGGAGUUGGUCUGCAAGGGACAGGAGGAGAGAUUGGCGGAGUCUCUCAUCAGCCUGCCAAUUUGGGGAAGCCCUCGGUCUCUCAUCGCUUCUUUAUCAGACUAGUUUAACUGUAAAGGUUUUAACUCCAAGGGGCAUGUCAUGUUCCUUUGCCAUUAUAUGUCUGUUGUUUUUACUCAACCGACUUGUGUAUGUAUAUGUAUGACUUGCCUGCUUUGUUUUGCAAGGAAAUGAAAGCUAUGGUGUUUGUUGCUCUUUAA
Messenger RNA from Phoenix dactylifera (date palm), 783 nucleotides. Its product is annotated as cryptic loci regulator. The record is from RefSeq and is a predicted model, not a curated record. NCBI's taxonomy places the organism in Eukaryota, Viridiplantae, Streptophyta, Magnoliopsida, Arecales, Arecaceae.